AUGGACCAUCUCCCUCUGAAGAACGCAGUGCCAGAGUUCCGGGUCCACUAUUAUGGCUCUCCAAGCUACGAGAAGGGUGACUUCUGGUCCUUUCCCAACCGACAAGGAUGGCAAUAUGUGAAGGACAUCAGUGUCUUCGAAGGUGGCACUGUUGACCAACUUGCGGCCUUGCUGCAGGCAUGGCUCUUCUUCGGCCUUGUACAAGAGGUGACUGGAGAGCCACUUGACCAGGAUCGCUUUUCGUCAAGGGCUCCGCUAGGCUCCGAAUCGAGCCUUACAACAUCUGCAUUACCUAGCCUCAUCACUGCGUGGACAGAUCGCACAGAGGUGCUAGAAACCUCGACAAGACGCGCGGAGCGCUUAAGAGUGUACACCAUGUUGCAAGAGACCACCGAUGUUCUCUGGCAGAUUGAUGCGCAGGUGCACCACAAGCCAAAAUACAUCGCUGCUCAACUGCCGCCUGCGCUCCUUUUAUCACUUGCUCUGGUCGUAGAAGCCUUUAAGCUCGCAAGUGCGCGCGCUUUUCAGGAGCCCUACAUCCCGACCGGGAAAACUGGACAGCGUUUCUUGCGUAAGCUCCUGUCGGCGAAUGGCUGGUGUCCGAGCUUGAUAAGAUCAGCGUUGACGCAUCUUGAUCUGGGCACUGUCGUCUACGUGAUCUCCCUCGGCCCAUGUGAGAGGGAGAAGGAUCACAGCGAGUGUACCGAGAUCAUAUGUCUUGCUUUGCAGACAGCAGGCGUGCGGACGCCCAGCCAUACGCAAGACUGUUCCAACCCAUGCUACAAUGUUGAGCCGGAUCUAAUUGACAUAAUCAAGCUGAUUGGCAAAGGAUCUAUUCCUUUGCUCUACUUUGUCAAGAAACCUUACCAUGUGCCAAUCACAGAUAUCGCCGGAUACGAUGAUCAGACCAAUCCUCCCACAGCAGCACUUGGUCUGGGCGUCCGAGAGUACAAACCUGGAGACCGCUACACUGCACAUUCGCACGUGUUUGGAGAAGGCACUGGAAACACUGAAGGUCACUACUUACCGAAGUGUGCAUUGCUCGAGAUAUGGCAAGUCCUGCAGGCGCAGAUGCAGCGAGAAAACGGGAGCUCUCCAAGCGAUUCUUGGGGAGAGGGUUCGCCACUUUUCUGGAUGGAUACAUUAUGCGUACCAGUCGCUCCCCACCACCAGCAAUUGCGGAACUCGGCAAUCACGCACAUGAGACAGAUCUAUCAGAACGCAAUUCGGGUGCUUGUCCUCAGCCCGGAGACCCGGAAGCUCGACAGUGGUGCGCUUAUCAUCGAGCUUUAUGCAAAGACGUUCUUGUCGGGCUGGAUGCAAAGGCUAUGGACCUUGCAAGAAGGCGCGCUCAAUCCAUGCCUUGCCGUUGUGGAUGGGAAGAGUAGUGCUUUAUACGACCAAGCCACCUCCGCCGAACAGGUCAGAGUGCGCGAGCAACGUGUGCUCAUCGCUUUCAAGGAUCGUUUUGCCAGUCGGAAGGGCGAUGAAACGAUCUGUAUAGCAACAUUUCUCGGACUCGAUCCGUCACCACUACUAGCGAUUGAUGAGCACGAGCGAAUGCCUAUGCUACUGCAAAUGAUGCCACAUGUACCAGAUAAUGUACUCUUCGGGCGUGGUCCGAGGUUGGAGAGGAUAGGAUUUGGGUGGUGUCCACAGACACUGCUUGCGCCAUAUGGCAUCGAAGUGGUGGUGUCAACUCGUCACAAGCCUACGUCAGAAGACGGGACUAGCUUAGUCGAGGUCAGACCGCCAAAUGUCUUGUCACCAGAAGGUCUCCAUACUACACUGCCGGCCAUCAUGCUGGCUGGGCCUGCACGUACCUCUGAGCCGGUGCUAAUGCGAGAUACCUCUGACUUCAUGCUAGACGGGAAGCUCUACGCCAUAACGCUCCUCGAAGACGCUCGAUCGUGCUUUCAUCGCCGUGCCAGCGAGUUCGCAGCAGAACAGUAUCUCGCGCUACUCCUUGCACUCCCAGCUGGCCGUGAAUACAUGGCUGCAUUAGACAAAUACGCUACUGCCGUCCUCGUGGGUAUGAGCGAUGACACUACGGAUGAAGUGGCCAAAGUGCGAUACUACUGCAAGAUUGGCACCACACGCAUAGAUUUCAUUCCAGGCGUUACAGUGCUCCCUGAGGAGAGGCAUGCCUAUGCUACUUGGGUGCUUCCGCCGAUGCAGAGAUGGAUUGUUGAUUGA
Messenger RNA from Recurvomyces mirabilis, 2196 nucleotides. RefSeq lists its product as uncharacterized. Bases 1 to 2196 code for a protein of 731 amino acids. Lineage: Eukaryota; Fungi; Ascomycota; Dothideomycetes; Mycosphaerellales; Teratosphaeriaceae. The record is from RefSeq and is a predicted model, not a curated record. The transcript is spliced from 2 exons.